AUGCCACUUGAUGGUCAUUCGUAUCUCGUCGCUCAAGGAUGGUCUGGAAAAGGCUCUGGUUUGAGACAAGGCUCAAUUUCUCGACCUUUGGCGAUUCCGCAGAAGAAAACGCUUUCUGGUCUCGGGAAGGACAGAGACGAGGCAUUCCCGUUCUGGGAUCACCUCUUCACUGUAGCAGCGAAUACAAUACAAGUCAAGGUCCAUAAAGAUGAAGACGACUCCAGUGACUCCGAACCUUCCACAUCUACCCCUGCUCUACCUACUUUAUCACGCACAAGCACAGGAAUUCUAUCAAAUAAGCGACCGGUUUCUGGUACUCCAGCGUCCUCCUCUGGCUCGUCAACUCCAUGUGCGGAAGCAUCCUCAUCCACAAACAUUCCGUCUAUGAGUCUUAUGGCACGAGCAAAACGAGAGGCAGCAAGGAGAAACCUUUACUCUCGAUUCUUCCGUGGACCAGUUUUAGGCCCGGAUUCUAAUUUCACGGUGGAAGAGAUUAAUGAAGUCAAAUCGACAUUAAUUGCACCUGUUACUCUGGAAGCAAGCUCUAUUGAUGAAGUAACUCAGCCUACUUGCGAAGAUAUUAUGGCAGAUGGACAAGGACAAAGUUUUGAGAGACAGGAGAAGAAGAGAAAGAAUUUGGAGAAAGAAGAGAAGAAGGCGAAGAAGAGAGAUACAGAGGGGACGGAGAUGAGGGAGAAGGAUAAGAAUGUUAACGAAAAGGCGAAGUUAAAGACAAAACGAAAGGAUAAGGGCAAAGAGAAGGAACUUCAACCAACAACGCCUAGCGGCACAAGGCAUUCAAAGGAGCGAAAACGAAAGCGAACUGGCAUUGUUACAGAGACUGAAGAUAUUCAGGCAGACGAUCGCAAGCCGAAGAAGAAACGAAAAGGAGAUGUUGACCAGGAGGUUGAGCUGGGGACUGGUACUUCUGUGGACGCUAGUAGGAAGGAGGACCGGAAGCGAAACAAGGAAACGAAGAAACGCGAAUCACUUGUCGAAGAGGAUGUACUUGCGGAGGGCACCGCAGAACACAAAUCGGGCGCAGACGCAAAAGCGGAGAAACGACGGAGAAAGGCAGAGAAGGUAGAGAAGCGGAGACGAAAAGGUGUAGAGGCUGUGUCAAGUCAAAGUGUGGAAGUAGAAUUGCCAUAG
Molecule: messenger RNA, 1152 nt
Organism: Fomitiporia mediterranea MF3/22
Lineage: Eukaryota; Fungi; Basidiomycota; Agaricomycetes; Hymenochaetales; Hymenochaetaceae
Exons: 3
Coding region: 1-1152 (383 amino acids)
Source: RefSeq, a predicted model, not a curated record